This is a messenger RNA of Pygoscelis adeliae (Adelie penguin), 1618 nucleotides long. RefSeq names its product eukaryotic translation initiation factor 3, subunit M (gene EIF3M). The coding region runs from base 1 to 1464 and encodes 487 amino acids. Gene Ontology annotation, molecular function: translation initiation factor activity. Lineage: Eukaryota; Metazoa; Chordata; Aves; Sphenisciformes; Spheniscidae. Gene Ontology annotation, cellular component: eukaryotic translation initiation factor 3 complex; cytoplasm. Gene Ontology annotation, biological process: cytoplasmic translational initiation. The transcript has 12 exons. The record is from RefSeq and is a predicted model, not a curated record.
AUGGCAGUUCAGGGUCAGCAUCUCCUUUGCCGGUGUCCAGACCCAAGCGGUCCGGAGCUUUUUGCCCUCUCCCCUCCAAGCACGGCCCGAUCCAAAUCUCUGCCAGGCAGCGAUCAGGCUUUAUUGUUUUGCCCGGUAUUCCAUAGCUACGACGUUGCACUAGGGAAAAAGGUGGGGCCCCGCGUGGUAUCGUGGAGGACCAGUGGAGGCCUAAUGGAAUUCCAGGCUCUAGAAUGGAAUUUUUUGGAAUUACGUGAGGUCACUAGGUUUGGAAAGACUCUUGAGGCUUACGUGGUGGUCAGGGACUCCUUGGCUGAGGAAACCUUAGAAGAAAACACUGAGGUGAACCUGAGCCUCUCUUGUGAAUUCUUCCUUUCAAUGGCUGCAGAACUUCGAGCUUACCUGAAAUCCAAAGGAGCGGAAAUCUCUGAAGAAAAUGCCGAAGGUGGACUUCAUGUGGACUUGGCACAGAUCAUUGAAGUUUGUGAUGUGUGCCUGAAAGAGGAUGACAAAGAUGUUGAGAGCGUAAUGAACAGUGUAGUCUCUUUGCUUCUUAUUCUGGAACCUGACAAACAAGAAGCGCUGAUUGAAAGCCUGUGUGAGAAGUUAGUAAAAUUUCGGGAAGGAGAGCGCCCAUCUCUUAGAUUGCAGCUACUGAGCAAUCUCUUCCAUGGUAUGGAUAAGAACACUCCUGUGAGAUACACAGUGUACUGCAGCCUUCUUAAAGUGGCCUCAUCAUGUGGUGCCAUCCAGUACAUCCCAACUGAACUAGAUCAGGUCCGAAAGUGGAUUUCUGACUGGAAUCUCGGCACAGAGAAAAAGCAUACUCUUCUGAGAUUGCUGUAUGAUGUCCUAGUAGACUGCAAAAAAAGUGACACUGCAGCAAAAGUAAUGGUGGAACUACUGGGAAGUUACACAGAGGACAAUGCUUCCCAGGCUAGAGUCGAUGCUCACAGAUGUAUUGUACGCGCGUUGAAGGAUCCAAAUACCUUUCUCUUUGAUCAUCUUCUUGCCUUAAAACCAGUCAAAUUUUUGGAAGGAGAACUUAUUCAUGAUCUUUUGACAAUUUUUGUAAGUGCUAAACUAGCAUCCUAUGUCAAGUUUUAUCAGAACAACAAAGACUUCAUUGACUCCCUUGGCUUGUUGCACGAACACAAUAUGGCAAAAAUGAGGCUACUUACUUUCAUGGGAAUGGCUGUAGAGAAUAAAGAAAUAUCAUUUGACACAAUGCAACAGGAACUUCAGAUUGGAGCUGAUGAUGUAGAAGCGUUUGUUAUUGACGCUGUAAAGACAAAGAUGGUAUACUGCAAAAUAGAUCAGACACAGAGGAAAGUAGUUGUCAGUCACAGCACACAUCGGACUUUUGGAAAGCAGCAAUGGCAGCAAUUGUAUGACACUCUAAACACCUGGAAACAAAAUUUGAAUCAAGUGAAAAACAGUCUCCUCAGUCUCUCAGACACCUAAACAUUUUUUUUGACCUAGUAAUGUCACUAUAGAUGAAAUUUAUUCAAAACUUUGACAAUUUGUGAAUGUUCCCAAAAUGUAUGCAAUUGGUUAAAAGAAGCUAAAUAUUCUAAAUUGCAACACAAAAAAAGCAAUAAAAUGAACAUGGGAAAAU